GGCCUAACGCACUGCGUUAUACAGAGACAGGGCCCAACGCACUGCGUUAUACAGAGACAGGGCCCAACGCACUGCGUUAUACAGAGACAGGGCCCAACGCACUGCGUUAUACAGAGACAGGGCCCAACGCACUGCGUUAUACAGAGACAGGGCCCAACGCACUGCGUUAUACAGAGACAGGGCCCAACGCACUGCGUUAUACAGAGACAGGGCCCAACGUACUGCGUUAUACAGAGACAGGGCCCAACGCACUGCGUUAUACAGAGACAGGGCCCAACGCACUGCGUUAUACAGAGACAGGGCCCAACGCACUGGGUUAUACAGAGACAGGGCCCAACGCACUGCGUUAUACAGAGACAGGGCCCAACGCACUGCGUUAUACAGAGACAGGGCCCAACGCACUGCGUUAUACAGAGACAGGGCCCAACGCACUGCGUUAUACAGAGACAGGGCCCAACGCACUGCGUUAUACAGAGACAGGGCCCAACGCACUGAGUUAUACAGAGACAGGGCCCAACGCACUGCGUUAUACAGAGACAGGGCCCAACGCACUGGGUUAUACAGAGACAGGGCCCAACGCACUGCGUUAUACAGAGACAGGGCCCAACGCACUGAGUUAUACAGAGACAGGGCCCAACGUACUGCGUUAUACAGAGACAGGGCCCAACGUACUGGGUUAUACAGAGACAGGGCCCAACGACCGCGCUAUACAGACAGGCCCAACGCACCGCGCUAUACAGACAGGGCCCAACGCACUGGGUUAUACAGAGACAGGGCCCAACGCGCUGCGUUAUACAGAGACAGGGCCCAACGCACUGGGUUAUACAGAGACAGGGCCCAACGCGCUGCGUUAUACAGAGACAGGGCCCAACGUACUGCGUUAUACAGAGACAGGGCCCAACGCACUGCGUUAUACAGAGACAGGGCCCAACGCACUGCGUUAUACAGAGACAGGGCCCAACGCACUGCGUUAUACAGAGACAGGGCCCAACGCACUGCGUUAUACAGAGACAGGGCCCAACGCACUGCGUUAUACAGAGACAGGGCCCAACGCACUGGUUAUACAGAGACAGGGCCCAACGCACUGCGUUAUACAGAGACAGGGCCCAACGCACUGCGUUAUACAGAGACAGGGCCCAACGCACUGCGUUAUACAGAGACAGGGCCUAACGCACUGCGUUAUACAGAGACAGGGCCCAACGCAUGGGUUAUACAGAGACAGGGCCUAACGCACUGGGUUAUACAGAGACAGCGCCUAACGCACUGCAUUAUACAGAAACAGGGCCCAACGCAUGGGUUAUACAGAGACAGGGCCUAACGCACUGGGUUAUACAGAGACAGCGCCUAACGCACUGCGUUAUACAGAGACAGGGCCUAUCGCACUGGGUUAUAAAGAGAAAGGGCCUAACACACUGUGUUAUACAGGGACAGGGCCUAAGGCACUGGGUUAUACAGGGACAGGGCCUAUCGCACUGGGUUAUACAGGGACAGGGCCUAACGCACUGUGUUAUACAGAGACAGGGCCUAACGCACUGGGUUAUACAGGGACAGGGCCUAUCACACUGGGUUAUAAAGAGAAGGGGCCUAACACACUGUGUUAUACAGGGACAGGGCCUAAGGCACUGGGUUAUACAGGGACAGGGCCUAUCGCACUGGGUUAUACAGGGACAGGGCCUAUCGCACUGGGUUAUACAGGGACAGGGCCUAACGCACUGGGUUAUACAGGGACAGGGCCUAACGCACUGGGUUAUACAGGGACAGGGCCUAACGCACUGGGUUAUACAGGGACAGGGCCUAUCACACUGGGUUAUAAAGAGAAAGGGCCUAACACACUGUGUUAUACAGGGACAGGGCCUAACGCACUGUGUUAUACAGAGACAGGGCCUAACGCACUGGGUUAUACAGGGACAGGGCCUAUCACACUGGGUUAUAAAGAGAAAGGGCCUAACACACUGUGUUAUACAGGGACAGGGCCUAACGCACUGUGUUAGACAGAGACAGGGCCUAACGCACAGGGCCUAUCACACUGGGUAUACAGGGACGGGGGCCUAGCAGCGCACUGGGUAUACAGGGGACGGGGCCUAAUGCGCCUCUAAUAUUCUGCGUUUACGGAGACAGGGCCCAACGUACUGCGUUAUACAGAGACAGGGCCCAACACGCUGCGUUAUACAGAGACAGGGCCCAACGUACUGCGUUAUACAGAGACAGGGCCUAACGCACUGCGUUAUACAGAGACAGGGCCCAACGCACUGCGUUAUACAGAGACAGGGCCCAACGUACUGCGUUAUACAGAGACAGGGCCCAACGCACUGCGUUAUACAGAGACAGGGCCCAACGUACUGCGUUAUACAGAGACAGGGCCCAACGCACUGUGUUAUACAGAGACAGGGCCCAACGCACUGCGUUAUACAGAGACAGGGCCCAACGCACUGCGUUAUACAGAGACAGGGCCCAACGCACUGCGUUAUACAGAGACAGGGCCCAACGCACUGCGUUAUACAGAGACAGGGCCCAACGCACUGCGUUAUACAGAGACAGGGCCCAACGCACUGGGUUAUACAGAGACAGGGCCCAACGCACUGCGUUAUACAGAGACAGGGCCCAACGCACUGCGUUAUACAGAGACAGGGCCCAACGCACUGCGUUAUACAGAGACAGGGCCCAACGCACUGCGUUAUACAGAGACAGGGCCCAACGCACUGCGUUAUACAGAGACAGGGCCCAACGCACUGCGUUAUACAGAGACAGGGCCCAACGCACUGCGUUAUACAGAGACAGGGCCCAACGCAUGGGUUAUACAGAGACAGGGCCUAACGCACUGGGUUAUACAGAGACAGCGCCUAACGCACUGCAUUAUACAGAAACAGGGCCCAACGCAUGGGUUAUACAGAGACAGGGCCUAA
Messenger RNA from Pelobates cultripes (western spadefoot toad), 2903 nucleotides. The record is from the annotation of a GenBank genome assembly. Lineage: Eukaryota; Metazoa; Chordata; Amphibia; Anura; Pelobatidae.